GCCGGGUGUCGCCUCAACGGAAGCCCUGGUUGACUCCUCCGCGGCGGAGUCUGAGGCCCCGCGCGGCCGAUGUGGCUCACGGGGGACUCGCCGCGGAUGCUGCGACCCGGAGGUGAUCCUCGCAGGCAGGAGAAUCAGAGGCAGAAGUUCCUGUACUUUCCAGCAAGUCACAGGCUGUCUGCAUCUCCAGAGUGGUCAGAGGACAGCACUUGGAAGAUAGGGAAUCCUGCAUAGACCAGAGUUCCAAGCAGGCCUCUUCUGGAACACUGAAAGAGGCAGCGCCUCUGGAGGUCUGAGCCGCAUCACCGACUCCCUGUGAAGGUUCCUAGACCUGCCGUUCCUGGGGCAGUAGAGGCCUCACCCCGCAGUAGAGACCUGCCGGGUCUCUGUUCAUCCCGCGAGAUCUCGCGUUAACCUCGGCUACUGGAAAUAUGGCUGCAGUGAGUGAACCCGCGAUGGAGAAAACUGUGACAUCUGUUCCUGUGAAGAGGGAAAAGGAAGAAAACGAACAAAUUCGUAAACUCUUCAUUGGUGGCUUGAGCUCUGAAACCACAGAAGAAAGUCUGAAGAACUACUACCAGCAGUGGGGAGAACUCACAGACUGUGUGGUCAUGAGGGGCCUUGCCAGUCAAAAAUCAAGAGGGUUUGGUUUUGUUACUUUCUCCUCCGUGGCUGAGGUGGAUGCAGCCAUGGCGGCCAGACCUCAUUCCAUUGAUGGGAGAGUGGUUGACCCCAAACGUGCUGUUGCGAGAGAGAAAUCUGAAAAACAGGGGUCGCUUGUCACUGUGAAGAAGCUGUUCGUUGGUGGAAUUAAGGAAGAUACCGAGGAGCAUCAUCUUAGAGAGUACUUUGAGAAAUAUGGAAAAAUCGAUGUCAUUGAGAUCAUUACUGAUAGGCAGUCGGGCAAGAAAAGAGGCUUUGGAUUUGUGACUUUUGAUGACUAUGAUCCCGUGGAUAAGAUAGUAUUGCAGAAAUACCACACCAUCAAUGGUCAUCGUGCAGAAGUUGGGAAGGCUUUGUCGAAACAGGAAAUGAAGGAAACUCAAGGUUCUAGAAGUAGAAAAGGAGGCCCCUUUGGUUUUAAUGUUUCUUCUAGUGGGGGUGGAAAUUUUGGACGAGGGCCAGGAACUAAAUUUAGAGGAGAAGCUGAUGGAUAUGGAAAUGGUCCCAGAUCUAGGGGUGGCUGUCAUGGGUAUGGAGGAGGACCUGGAGGUGGUAAUUUUGUAGGUUACCCUUGUUAUGGAGGAGGAGGUGGAGAAUAUGGUGGUCGAGGUCCUGGGUAUGGCAACCAGUGGAAGUUCUCUGGAGGUGGUUAUGGCAAUAAUUUUGGAAAUUACAACCAGCAACCGUCUAAUUACGGUCCAAUGAGGAAUGGUAUCUUUGAUGUUGGCAGGAACAUAGCAGCCCCAUACGGUGGAGAAAAUUAUGGCCCAGGAGGCAGUGGAGGAAGUUGGGGUUAUGUAGGGGGAAGUGGAUACUGAGUGUUUUCCUCUUUGCCCUGGGCUUCACUGUCUGAAUAGCAGAGGAUGAGAGCCCAGACAUAACAGAACAGUUUCAGGUUAUUGAAAUAAGAACAUUAAGAAAAUUCUUAUCUCAGCCAAGAAUAAAUAUUUAGCGAUGUGUCAGAAGAACUCAGAGCAGGUUCAAAGAGUCAUUUUUGUGAAUGGACUGGAUUAUUUAAGAACAUUACCUUCCUGUGGAGGAAAAAUUGUGAAAAAAACUGACUUUGAUAUAGUUUCCUAGUUUCCUAGCUUCUUAAUUGUUUCUUUCUAGUGAGAGUGUAGAAGUAUUCCAUCUUUGAUAAUGUUAAAUGUGUAAGUUUCAGCUGACAUGUGAGACCUUUUAAAUGGUUUUUCUCAAAGUUUUGAAGCUAUUAGCCAGAAUCAGCACAAUAGACAGAAUGUUGUUCGUUUAAAACUUUGUGUCUGUAGAGUUAAG
Molecule: messenger RNA, 1938 nt
Organism: Dama dama (fallow deer)
Lineage: Eukaryota; Metazoa; Chordata; Mammalia; Artiodactyla; Cervidae
Product: heterogeneous nuclear ribonucleoproteins A2/B1-like
Exons: 3
Coding region: 432-1481 (349 amino acids)
Molecular function (GO): RNA binding
Source: RefSeq, a predicted model, not a curated record